This is a messenger RNA of Kwoniella botswanensis, 618 nucleotides long. RefSeq lists its product as uncharacterized. Gene Ontology annotation, cellular component: intracellular membrane-bounded organelle; membrane coat; AP-3 adaptor complex. Bases 1 to 618 code for a protein of 205 amino acids. Gene Ontology annotation, biological process: intracellular protein transport; Golgi to vacuole transport. The transcript has 4 exons. Lineage: Eukaryota; Fungi; Basidiomycota; Tremellomycetes; Tremellales; Cryptococcaceae. The record is from RefSeq and is a predicted model, not a curated record.
AUGAUCCAUGCUGUACUUAUAUUCAAUACCCACGGUAAACCGCGUUUAUCCAAGUUCUUCACUCCGCUACCUCCCUUGGUCCAACAAUCGUUAAUCUCCCAGAUAUUCAGUCUGAUAUCUGACCGUCCGGCUGGAGUGUGCAACUUCCUCGAUGCCCCUGAUCUAGUAUUUCCCACGCCUGGUAGUACGAUCGUAGAAAAGGGAAAGAGGAAAGAAGGAGAUGACGAUACGAGGGUGAUUUAUAGACAUUAUGCGACGUUGUAUUUCGUGUUCGUAGUGGAUGGUGCGGAGUCCGAAUUGGGUAUUUUAGAUUUGAUCCAGGUGUUUGUAGAAUCCUUAGAUAGGUCGUUUGAGAAUGUCUGUGAAUUGGACCUGAUCUUCCAUUUCGAUGAGGUCCACCAUGUGCUCUCGGAGAUCAUACAGGGUGGAUUGGUGCUGGAAACGAAUAUUAACGAAAUAUCAGCUUGUGUCCAAGCAGCCUCACGCAAUCGAAAAGCCUCAGCCGCAUCGUCCAACCCGCUCAUACCGUCUGUCCUAGCGGUGCCAGGUGGGAGAGGUGGAAAUCGAGGUGGGAGUGCCGAUGGUGCUCGAAGAUGGUUAGCCUCUAUAGGUGUAUAG